Lotus japonicus is the source of this 1973-nucleotide messenger RNA. RefSeq lists its product as uncharacterized. Gene Ontology annotation, molecular function: DNA binding. NCBI's taxonomy places the organism in Eukaryota, Viridiplantae, Streptophyta, Magnoliopsida, Fabales, Fabaceae. The transcript is spliced from 5 exons. The coding region runs from base 381 to 1205 and encodes 274 amino acids. The record is from RefSeq and is a predicted model, not a curated record.
UUUUCCGGAAUGAUUUUAAAUUAGUGGAAAGUAAUUUUGAAAAAACCGUUUAAAAUAAAAAUAAAGUUAAUUAUAUUGCAAACUGGUCCCUCCCUAAUUCAGUUACCAUGGUUAAAGUAAGUUUUUUUAACCUUUCAGAUUAAUUGACUUGACUGUUCAGUUUCCCUCUCUUUUGAAAACUGAAACAUUCAUAAUUGUUCAUCAUUCUCCAUACUCCUCCCUUCCUCAUUCACUAUACUAAACGUUUCAGAGAAAAAGAGAGAGUUAGCAGAGACGACUAGGGUUCUUUGAGGUCCUGCGGCGGAAAGCACGACGCCAGCGAGAACGACGGUGGUUUUGUGAGAUCGACGACGGGAAGGCGCGGUUUCACCGACCAAGAGAUGAGUCCUGUCAAAAAGUACGCCCUGAAACCCUCUACUUGGCCUGAUUUCAGUGUAGAGUUAGACCCAAAAAUGGAGCACCUGCAAGUACCGAGUGAUUUUUAUGAGAAACAUAAAACUGCCUUGGGGGAUCGUGUUGUCAUUAUGGAUCCAGUAGGUGGGGAGUUCUCUUUUAGGUUACUUGAUGGGAACUUAGGGGGCUUGAUUUUUGAAUGUGUUGCUGAAUUUGUAAGGAGAUAUGGCCUGAAAGAAAAUCACUUAUGUGAUUUUUUCUAUUUUGGAAAAAACACAUUUAUUGUGAAGAUUUUGGAUGGUACCCUGAAAGAAAUUAGCUAUGGUGUUGGCACUUCCCUAAGCCAACCUAUAGUAAUUGAUGAUGGUGAUGAGGAGGCUGUGGAUGAUGAGGAUCCAGUGGGAGAUGAUGAGGAUGCUGAAGAAGAUGAGGAGGAUGAUGGAAUUAUGGAAGUUAGUGAAGGAGAGGAAGAAAAUGGUGUGAACAGGGUUCUUCACCCAUUUGAUAAGGUGAUUACUAAAUCAGAUUCAAAAGGAGAUCAGACUUUGUCACUACCCAUGAUGUAUGUUCGGAACCAUGUUAGGCCAAAUUGGCAGCACGUUGUUCUACAAACCCCGGAGGGUAGAACCUACGCUUGUGAGUUGAAAAGGAGGAAUCCAGGAGAGGAUGAUACUCCAUGCAACAUUGGGAAGGAUUGGAAUAAGUACGUUAAGGAGAACAAGUUGAAGAGGGGGGACACCGUGCACUUUAGACCAGAUAGCGUAGCUAAUAAUAUGAUUUACGUUAGUAUUAUUCGUAGGAAGCAGCGUUGAAUUUUUGAAGUUCUUGGUUAUGUAACUUUUGGUGGUUUGGUGUGAACUUUGGAAUGAUUAUGAUGAAUUUUGUGGUUGUUUUUGUAUGGAUGAUGUUUGUUUGUUACAGUUUAUGGAUGCUUUUAAAAAUUGCAAUGUCAUUAUGUUUUAGGUUUCAAUCUAUUGACUUUAUAUUAGUAGAUUUUGUAGAAAAUUAUCUAUGGCAUCUCAAUCUUUUUGUUCACCACAAAGAAGAAAUAUUUAUGUUGAUGGAAGGUUAUGCAACUGCGGUCUUGUUCCAGUCAUUAGGACAUCAUGGUCCAGUGAUAACUACGGACGAAGAUAUUAUAAGUGUCCUUUGCAGGCAUGUGGGUAUUUUGACUGGAUUGAUGCUCCUGGGCAAGGUGUUGUUGAAACCUCUGUGGCUCCUGUGGUGCAUAAUUUGCAUUCUAAUGCACUAGUUGUGGCACCAAUUGCGGAUAACUUUGAAGGCUUAGAGAGGACACAAGCUUUGAUCGCUGAAUACAAGAGAAGGGAGCAAAUGUAUCUGAUCAUUGUUGUUGUCUCAUUGGUUGUUUCAAUUCUAUUAAUUUUGUUUAAGUGAAUUAAAUGUGGUUAUGUGAAACAGUAAACAUGAGACGUGGUGAGAUUGGUUGGAUUGUUAUGUUUAAGCUAUUGACAUUUGUAGUAUUUUUUGAAGCUUUGGUCCCAUGUGAAGUAAACAUGAGACGUGGUGAGAUUGGUUGGAUUGUUAUGUUUAAGCUAUUGACAUUUGUAGUAUUUUUUGAA